AUGUCCAGCGUCUCCCAAUUCGCCGACCUGAAUGAUCACUACUGCUACACUUAUAUUACGAUGCCGCCGACGCGAACAGCUAAGUCAGACGAGGCCAAGAAGGUGGCAAAUGCUGCCGUGUAUGGAUCGAGGCCGGCGUUUCAAAGCGACCCAUCAGCUCUCUCCGGCGCGUUCGGCUCACAUGUGGAAGUACCCUAUUAUCCAUUCACCCCGAGCAACAUCAAGGCAGAAUAUUUCAUGUCAGUCAAGGCGGAGCCGCAGUUCGAUCAAGGAAUACCUGUACCUCAAUUUCCUCCAGACGCCGCAGCUGCUGUGCAAUUCGACGCCGAUGAUUUCAGCGACGAUGAGUAUCUCAGCUCCAACGAAACAGCACCGGCACCGAAGAGGACAUCCAAGCCGAAGACUGCAAGAGCGCCGCGUCCCACAGGACCCAAAGGAUCUGUCAGCGUUUGCUUCAGAAAUGAUAUCGAGUGGCAGAACCAGCGUGUCGAAUGGCUCGGCCACGCUACGAGGGCGGUUGUGUUUCGAGACGAAUUAACGCCCUUCGACUAUCACGACGUCAACUAUGAUUCUACCAACUCAGCCAAGGAGUUUACUGACGACGAUGUCAUCAAGAUAGCCCAUACCUAUCCGAAGCUGAAAAUCAUUUCCCUCUCAGGCACAUCGGGCCUCACAAAAAAGGCAUUCCUUGGGCUGUGCGAACAUUGUCCCGACCUCACAAAUCUGCACAUCAGUACUGCCUCGAGAAAUAAUUCGAACACGGGCCAAAACGUAGUAUUUGAAGCACUGACAAAUCAUCCGGAGUGGGUGCCAAAGUUAGAGGAGCUUCGUAUCUCGAAGAUGAGCUGGACAAGCAGCGUACUGCGAGUCCUGUCGAAGGCACGGCCGAAGCUCCACAUUGUACUUGUAUCAACCACAGAGGAUAAGAAAUGCAUGGACGAUUGGGAGUUGAAACACUCUCAGUCUGAGUGGUGGAACGGAAAGUGCCAGGACAGGUCCGGAGUGGCUAAGAGGGAGCAGAGGAGAUUCGACAGGUCACUUGAGCGCGACUUUUACGAGUAUGGGUCCUUCUACUAG
Messenger RNA from Colletotrichum lupini, 1077 nucleotides. RefSeq lists its product as uncharacterized. NCBI's taxonomy places the organism in Eukaryota, Fungi, Ascomycota, Sordariomycetes, Glomerellales, Glomerellaceae. Bases 1 to 1077 code for a protein of 358 amino acids. The record is from RefSeq and is a predicted model, not a curated record. The transcript is spliced from 2 exons.